ACUCGCAAUCUCGCAUUGCCAGCUUCUCUAUAUAAACCCGUCGAUCUGCAGGGUUUGGGACACAACGGGAGCAAAGCAAACUGAACUGAAGGAAGAAAGAAAUGGCCUCCAUGAAGCUCUCCUUCGCCUUCAUCCUCCUUUCCGGGCUUGUGGUGUUCGGCGAGAUCGGGGGGACGGCGGCGGCGGGGGCGUGCGAGGUGCAGUGCAUCCAGGGUGGCUACAUCACCUGCGAUAACUACCCGGGGAAGCAGCUGGACGGGUGCGACUGCCAGUGCGCGCCCAGGAACGGCAGGAACUGCGUGCUCCACCUCUGGCAAACCGGCGACACGUUCAACUGCCCAGCGCAGGCAUAGACUCACUGGACAGGGACUGGAACCCAUGGACUGUUGCUGCGCUGUUGGUUUGCGUGUGAUGUUGUGAGCCGAAUAAUGUUGCUGAAUAAUAAUAAACUAGCAUCUUGAUGAGUAA
Molecule: messenger RNA, 468 nt
Organism: Phragmites australis (common reed)
Lineage: Eukaryota; Viridiplantae; Streptophyta; Magnoliopsida; Poales; Poaceae
Exons: 2
Coding region: 102-353 (83 amino acids)
Source: RefSeq, a predicted model, not a curated record